Molecule: messenger RNA, 315 nt
Organism: Vairimorpha ceranae
Lineage: Eukaryota; Fungi; Microsporidia; Nosematidae
Product: ribosomal protein l14
Exons: 1
Coding region: 1-315 (104 amino acids)
Source: RefSeq, a predicted model, not a curated record
AUGAAAUUCAUUGAGCUGGGGAGAACUGUAUUUCCGAUUACAAAAACCGAAAGAAAUAUGAAAGCUAUCAUUAUAGGAAUAAUUGAUAGUACAUUUGUGGUACUUAAGAAGUCUAAUGGAGAAAAUGAGGUAGCACCUAUAAGCUCAUUUAUUUUACUUGAUGAAGUGCAUGACAUUAAAGGAUUAACUAGUGAGAGAAUAGUUGAACUUAUUCAACCAAAAGAUCAAAAAAAGAAGUCUAAUGACUUUGAAAGGUUUAAAGAAAAAUUAAAGGAAGACGUUAAGAAUAGCAUUUUAAAGGAAAAGGGUUUAUAA